Cuscuta europaea is the source of this 2258-nucleotide messenger RNA. The record is from the annotation of a GenBank genome assembly. Lineage: Eukaryota; Viridiplantae; Streptophyta; Magnoliopsida; Solanales; Convolvulaceae.
AUCGCGCCAGGUCAGGAAGUCGAAUGCAGAUAACAUAGAAUCUUUGAAGGGUAGUGUAGUCAAUGACAAAAACUUAUCGUUAAUGCGGUGAAGAAGGCUAUGCCAGGGGCAUGACUGUCAUAAAACAAAACAAAAAUUGGUUGGAAACUCUGGCCUCCGUAUAUAACCAGCAAUCCUUUUUCCAUCUUCCAUCGUCAAGGCGCUCGCGGCAAUCUUUUGUGGAAGUAGAAAGGGGGUGUCUUUUCUUCUUCUUCUUCUACUUUGUUUCUCGUCUCUGUAAGUCUGUAAUUACGUAUUCUGUACAGACCUUGUAUCCCUUUCUGGAUGUAUGGCUGAUGGCUCAUAACUCAUAAGGUGAUUAAGGCCUGUGUGUGAUUAAAUUCUGAUUUAGAUCUUUCUGGCGACUUAGGUUUAUUGGAUCUCGCCUGUCAUUUGUAUCGAGGAAUACCACAUCUCCAUAAAGCUUCAAACUUCAAUAUUGCAAGACUGAAUGAUAUAAUGGAGUCCAAAGGUGGAAAGAAGUCUAGUAGUAGUAGUAAAUCAGUGUUCUAUGAAGCCCCUCUUGGUUAUAGCAUUGAAGACGUCCGACCAAACGGUGGAAUCAAGAAGUUCAGAUCAGCUGCUUAUUCCAACUGCGCCCGGAAACCAUCCUGAUAUUUCUUCACUAGUGUUCUGAUCACGUCUUGAGGCGUGCUGCUACUAAAGCUAUUAACUGUUCUAUUACCUAUUUAGUUUUCUUUGUCCCUUUUAAGUACAACUAAAACCCACAUUUCCGUUAUCCUUUCUCUUUCUGUUGCCUUCACUUACCCCCUUUUAGGCACCUGUCUUUAUUGAACCUCUUUCUGGCUUAAAAAGAUCCAUUUUUAGAAAUGGCCAUGUCUGUCUCUGCAAUUGGUUUUGAAGGAUAUGAGAAGAGGCUUGAGAUUUCUUUUUUCACGCAUCCUGAAGGAAAAGGCCUUAGAUCCCUUUCCAAAUCCCAGCUGGAUGAGUUUCUUGGACCCGCUGAGUGCACAAUAGUUGCUUCACUGUCAAACGAGUUUGUAGACUCUUAUGUCCUGUCUGAGUCGAGCCUUUUCGUUUAUCCCUACAAGAUAAUCAUCAAAACCUGUGGGACCACCAAAUUGCUCCUAUCAAUCCCGCCCAUCCUAAAGUUGGCGGGGUCACUCUCUCUUGAAGUACAAUCUGUGAGGUACUCCCGUGGCAGCUUCAUCUUCCCGGAAGCUCAGUCAUACCCUCACCGUUUCUUCUCAGAAGAAGUCGCCAUUCUGGAAGGAUUUUUCGGAAACCUCAGCUCGGGAAGUAAGGCUUACAUCAUGGGAGGCUCCAACAAGCAACAGAAGUGGCACGUUUACUAUGCUUCGGCUUCUUCUACUCCCACUUCCAAGCCCAAGAGCAGCCACCCUGUUUACACCCUGGAAAUGUGCAUGAUCGGUUUGGACAAAAAAAAGGCUUCUGUGUUUUAUAAACACGAUGCCAGCUCAGCAGCGAUGAUGACCGUUGAAUCUGGAAUCCGGAAGAUCCUACCUCGGUCCAAUAUAUGUGACUUUGAGUUUGACCCUUGUGGAUACUCCAUGAAUUCUAUUGAAGGAACUGCCCACUCCACAAUCCAUGUCACUCCGGAAGAUGGAUUUAGCUAUGCUAGCUUUGAAGCUUCGGGAUACGACCUCAAAGCUAUGAAUCUCACAGCGUUGGUUAAAAGGGUUUUGGCAUGUUUCAUGCCCAGGGAGUUUUCUAUAGCCAUUUAUGCUGAUGCUCUUCCCGGCAAGGUGCUCGAAUCAGUUUGCUCGGUGGACUUGAAUGGUUACUUUCUUGGUGAGAGAUGCAAUGGAGAGUUCGGAAGUGGUAGUUCUAUUGUCUACCAGAAGUUUGUUAGGGACUAUGCUUACCGUUCAUCCAGGCCUGUUCUGAAAGGAUGCUCCUUGUAAGACGAAGUAAGCUGAAGAAGAAGAGGUGGAGUUGUACCUUGGUUGGUUUUCGUGGUACUCUUUUUAUGUUGUCUCUGUUUAUAAUAUUAUUUUCUACUUGAAUAGAGUCUUGUUUACCGUUUGUUUACACUGGCUUCUAUAUUUGUUUUGUUUGUUCUAAUCCAUGGGCCUAGCCUGUCAAUGGAUUAUGGGCGUGUAUACCUGUUCUGGGCUUCUGUUGUAUGCUUGUAUACGUUUGAAAAAUGAGAAUUGGUAUUAAAUUUUAAAAUUAGCACAAUAACAUUUUGAUGAUUAUAUAAUGAAAAUAAUACUCAUAAAUGAAGAAGUUGAUUU